This is a messenger RNA of Toxoplasma gondii ME49, 2913 nucleotides long. RefSeq lists its product as hypothetical. The transcript has 4 exons. The record is from RefSeq and is a predicted model, not a curated record. Lineage: Eukaryota; Apicomplexa; Conoidasida; Eucoccidiorida; Sarcocystidae. Bases 562 to 2715 code for a protein of 717 amino acids.
GAACGUAGACACGGCGUUUUCCAGGUUGCUGUCGGCGAUGUUGGCUUCUCAAGAGACUACAGCAUACUGCGAUGAAUGUAGAGUAACGUAACUGCACCAUCAAGAAUCACCAUCGCCAGCGCAGUGUGGCUGGCCAUGGAGGAUGGAACACGAAACAGCACUCCGCGAAUCCACCCUGUGCGCCAUGAGAAGCAAAUCUCGAUGCCUGGUGACAGCGACAAGGUAGGGUCGCAGCCAGUUUCGUGUAACCACUUUUGUUACGGUAGGUAGAUGGAAGACGCCCAGUCUAUGAAUGCAAUAAAAGGCCGGUUGUAGAUCCUCCAUGCGAAUGUGACGGAAUCUCGCCGUUGUCGCCAAGGAUCCCAACUUACUUCAAAGUACGAUAUGUCGACAACGACAUAACAGAGUGAGUUGACUUCGUGUGAGCAACUUAAUCGCGGCGUGGUUAGUAACCCAAAUGCCUCAUCUGCAAAGAGCCCCCCGCUUGUUACUCUUCAGCAACAGAUACCAAAAAAGGUCAUGAUGAAUGACACCAAACGGUGGUUUCAUCAGUGACCGAGAAUGCCGUUCUUGGGGGCGCGUUCAUGGUUACGUCCACUUAUCGCUCUGCAUGCCCUGGUGGAAGGACUGGCCGGUUUCCAUAGCCUACCAGGCUUGCAGGGGGGAACCGUGCUUCUCUGGUUCCCCGUCCUGCCUGAGCAUCAAGAGGCCGCUGCCAGCAGUGCACCGCAUGGCACAGAAUCGACAGAAGAGUCAGACUCUUCAGACGAUGACGAUAUUGACCCAUCGCUACCCGAAGGUUCCGAAAGAGUUUCCAGGAGAAGCAGUAGAUGGUCGGCUUCCGGCGAGACACCAGUGUCGCAACAGGGAUCGAGUCGUGCCCCAUCCGAACCUGCUCGAAAUGUAGAGGAGCAGCUAGAGCUGCUACGUGCUGAACGACGCAGGCUUGCAGCCAGGAUGCGACGCCUCCGCUUACUGUGGUCAGGUGAAGAGGUCUUCGUUAGAAUGUGCAUUCACAAGGAGUCCGUGAGGCGCCAUAGGAAAGGUAAACCUGCUGUAACCCCAUCGACGGAGAGAAUUGCUAAGCUCAGGUCGCUGUACCAGCAGAGGUCGAAUGAAAAGAAACAGGAAAUGUUGCAGCUCCAGCGCGAGAUUCAGGCUGUCGCAAAACAAAAGACGCAACUUCACCAGGAGUGGCGCUUGCUCCGCAUUCGAGGCAGUAGGGGAACACACGGGUGGGAAGCCCAGCCGGGUUCUUCGACCUCGACAGAUGAAUCUCAAAGUGAGUCUCCGAAUGCAGAUCUCCUCUCAACAGAGUCAGCAGCGCACACCAGUAGUCCAGAAAAAACUUGGCACACCGCCACUACAUCGUGUACAGCGUCUGACGCAAGCCAUUCUUCAUGUCGCUUGGAUUCGACGAAUAGAAGAAUAUGCGGACCAGGCGGUCCCAGGUUGCUCAUGUGGGGCACGGACUCCGGCGCAGCACCACUGAGACCGAACCCAAAGGCAGCCGUACCUGUGCGGGCGGAUGAGGAUAAAAGGGGGACACCAUUCAGCGAGCUUACACUGAUCAGAGCUCAGAAGGCUAACCUCCUUGCUAUGCGCCGCACGAUUCGGAACAAAUGGAAAAGCCAAACAGCAUAUGUGAACAUGCGAAUGCACGAGAUAAACUUCCACCGGAAGGGAAAAGGUUUGCCUCCGCUGGAGUUGACGCCUGAGCUUCUCCGGGACUUUUCCAGCCAAUACAAUCAAAAAGUGGGGGAACGCAUGAAACGUGUAGAGAGCAUCACCGAACAAAUAAAGGCGCUUGAACAAAAGGGAAAGGGAGUCGUUAGGUGUCGCCGGGCAGAUCCACUUCGAACGAGUGCAGCACACGAGUCCGACAAGUCGUGCCCUACCGGCGCAAGUGGGAAGGAACCAGCGACAGCACCCGAGCUGUCCACUCAGCCCGCGCUGCAGUUCCACCGACAGGUGCCAAGCACAGACUCGACUUUGCAGGUCGCCAGCACGUCACAUCUACUCUCGGCCGCGCCCGGUGCUCCGCCAUCCCGUGAGCAGGUUCCUAUACUUUCAUGGGGUCCAGUCUCGACCACAGACGGGGCCCGGCUGGAGUCCCAAUCAGCAUUGCCUGCAUUGGGGUCUGCAGGAAGAAGUCACACCACAACAGCAGCGCGCUCGGCACACAUCAUAGGCCCACCUUGCGUUGCUCCUCCGUCAUGCUUGUGGCAGCACCAGGAGACUCCCGUUCAGCUCGGAAGCACAGAAUCCCCCUCGGCGGCUCCGGAUCCCUUUCCACAGUAUUCACCGUCUGACACGUCGGCGGCAUCAUAUGCCAUCCCCUGCCGGACUGGGGACAGCGGCGAAACCCAAUACCCGUCACCCUCGCAAUUAGAGCAGCACGCAGCUGCGUGUUCGCCUGGACGAUUUGAGCCCGGAAGUGAACUUCCUGCAGAGCUCUUGGAGUUCAUUUUGGAUCAUUCCACAGCUGCAUCGGCUGUCUCUGCGCAUACUUCUGCUGUCCUGGAGAAACCAGUUCCCUUACCCGCUGAGCCGUGGAGCCCAGGGAUUGCGUUCCCAAACAUUGUUUCUCCAUCUGAGCAGCCGUCAACCAGCCAUUGGUGGCCCGAUCCGCCCUCGAGUUCCUCCGACAGACGGUUAUGGCCUUCUGCACCCUUCGAAGGUAGGCUCUCGUCCCCAUGGCCAUGGGGAUCAUAGUCCGAGGACGAAAAAAGUCAUCUGGAAAAAAACGCACCCGUACCGUUUCGGACUGUCAUGGCACGUAGUUUCCUAGAGACGGGUUCCCCAUGCACAUCCAGCUCACACACGUUUUUUCCUCGGGGAGGUACUGAAGGCGCUCAGCAUACCGUCUGUCGAUAGGGUCUGAUGUGACUAUGUGCUGGCAUAUCGACGGAG